AUGGAAAGAAGGCUCAUAAAGAAGGAAGUGAAAAAGCUACUGGGAGAUUAUAUUGGCAUCAGACUUCGAGAAAAUGAAUUUGACCCAAAAGGAAGAAGGCAACUCACCUUUCUAGAUGAUAUGGCACACUAUGACUUGGCCAUCAGCAUUGCUUUGCAAUGGCUGGAUCACUCAGAAGACUUGAAUUGGCUGGAGCGGGAGGAAGUGAAAAUGCCAUUUCAUGGCAGACCCAUAUAUCCAAACCGUAGAGAACGAGAAGCAAUGAUUUUAUCAUCUUAUGCUGGACUCUUAAUGAACAGUGUCCCAAUUGAGGAAGUCUUUAAAAUUUACGGGGCUGAUUCUUCUGCCAAUUCUGGAACUACCAAGGUUCCCCGGAAUCCCCUGUUCCGCUGCUCCUUGCACCCCUUUGCCAUGUUAACAGCGCCCAAAGCCGCAGAAUACGCCCGCAAACAGAGUGUCAAGUUAAGAAGGGGAACAAGAAACAAAACCGUCAGCACCCGCUGUACCGAAGAGCCAAAGGUCACAGGAUGGAAGUCAUUCAAAAGCUUCUCAUACACACUGCCAAAGAACAAAGUAGCUGGGGAGACCAGUGUGGCCCUUUUCACACUGGGCUUUAUCAUAGUUGUUCCCGAGACUUACCCAGAGAGUUGA
Castor canadensis (American beaver) is the source of this 651-nucleotide messenger RNA. The record is from RefSeq and is a predicted model, not a curated record. NCBI's taxonomy places the organism in Eukaryota, Metazoa, Chordata, Mammalia, Rodentia, Castoridae.